This is a messenger RNA of Coregonus sp. 'balchen', 968 nucleotides long. NCBI's taxonomy places the organism in Eukaryota, Metazoa, Chordata, Actinopteri, Salmoniformes, Salmonidae. The record is from the annotation of a GenBank genome assembly.
AAUUUUAGCCAUGGAGAAGUUUUAUUUCUACCUUUCUGCCUGCUUUAUGUUCUGGUUCGUUUAAUCACUGGACAGCUCCAUUUACGCACGCGUAUGGGGUCAUUGGAGACACAUAAUCCAAUGGGAGAACGACGGUCGGGUGUGUAGAUUACUCAGCACGGGGUCUGAAUAUCACGCACCGGCACAGACGAGGAGACUACCUGUUCAGCUCUACCUGACCACCAAGAGGGAUUUCAACAGACAUCACCCACCUUCUGCAACAAAUAGAUCCUCUAGAACUAGAACAUUGGUUCUGGAGGAGAGCAUUCGAUCGAAACCCAGCAUAUUCUGAAUGCACUGCGCGCAGUGAGUCAGACGUCUCGGUUCUGGGCUCUUCGCCAUUGUCCGCGACUGCACGAGCGCAGCCAGAAAUCAACCGCACGUCACAUCCCCGAGGGAUACGGAGCCGGUGGCGGAAUACCCAGGAGCGCGUCCGCCUCCCCAAGGAGGCACCGGCUCGACUUCCAACGGUACUGGUCUCGGGGCUCUCCAGGAGUUCUCAGGCAGUGGGAUCCCGAAGGGGAGGACGAAACCCUGCUCGGGAUGAUGUCAGCCUGCCGGUUCGGCGACAGGUCUCUGCGUCACGGGUUAGGAGCGAGGAGAUUACACAUGGUCGCGGCACAAACCAGGCGCGACACGAGAAACCAGAAGCAUCAACCCAGGCACCCACAUCUGGGUACGUGAAUAAUACAGAGGGUGCAAACACUAGACAACGCGCCCCGCGCACUGCCAAAGCAGUGGAUUCCAUUACCUCAUCCAGACGCAUUCCAGCUCCAGAAUCAAAUGCAUCUCCAACUGCUCUGAGUGCGCUUUCUGACAAUGGCGUGGACUCACUCACAGCCCCAGCAAUCACUCGCUCGCAGCCCCAGCAAUCACUCGCUCGCAGCCCCAGCAAUCACUCGCUCGCAGCCCCAGCAAUCAAGGACGGU